GUCGCGAAAUUCAACAGAAGUUACAUUAUGUACCUCCUAGCUAUCUGUCUCUUCAUCUUCUACCUCCUACACCUGUUACCAUUUCCUGUCCACCUUGAUUAGAAUUCCUUCUGAUUUCUUUGUCCUGAUAACGCGCCAAUAGUGAUAAAAUAUCAUUUAAUUCACCCUGUAGCGAUCACAAGUUGUGCUUGUACGCUUAAUUCAAGAUCUGUCGCAUAGAAAUUGCCACCACCUAGGAAAUUACCAAACCCAAAUGAAUAUUCCCUGUGGUAGCCUCGAUCUAAUUGAUUCUGAGGUGGAAAGCAUGGAAAGCCAGCUCCCCGAGACCAAUAGCAAUUCCGAGGAUUAUGUAUACACAUGUCCAUUCGCAUCGUACGAAUGUACUUUUAAAGUGUGCAUGAUCCAUGGAAAACAUACAGAACAGGAGAUAGCAGCCAGGAUAGCAGCUAAAUGGAGCCGUUAUGACCCAGCCAACCCGCUGGAGUUACGGGAAUUGAAGACUUGUCUAGGUCAAGACAUAACCUGGGAAGCACCGCAAGAAUUCCAUGCUGAUACGAUUGUUAUCCCUCCCGCUCCUGCCCCUACAGUAUUUCUAAUAGAUAAUAUGAAUGGAGGAAAUAUCGACACAUCGGCAAUAGCAACUACCAGUGAGGGCAACUGCUCAAAAUCUCAGAUCACCCCUGAAAACCCAUCAAAACUUUCAGAACACCACCACGAGACUGAAGAUAUGGAUCUCCUUGCCGAUGGACUUUGGAAACCAUCCAAGAAAUAUGUGCUAGAAGGGAAUAAGGGCGGUUAUGUGUCGUUCUCGACCAUCCCGGAUGAUAACGAUUAUGUCGACCCAGUAUUUGCCAACGAGGCUAAGCGCCACAGGGAAAUUCUUGCCAACCAUUCACACACGAAAGCUCGUAAAAGCAGUAGGGUGCCACUUAUGUUCCAAUACGGUAUCCGAUAUGCGCCAGACCCGUACCCAGCAUCCAUCCCAGUAUCGCGGACCAUCACUAUGACCGGAUUUGCAGAUGAUAUACCAAUCAGUGAUAUCAUGGCGCGAAUCCGUGGCGGACAAGUAAUAUCAGUCACCGAAGCUUGGAGCCCUGAGCCCGUAGGACGUACCGUAGUUGUCAAGUUUCGAGACAGCACUGCGGCUUCGGAGUAUGUCAACUAUGUACUAAGAAACAUAGCAUCCAUCUUUGACGACGGCAUUCGGGUCUCGCUGGUCAAGGCGAAUACCUAUCCUACGGAGCCGGAAUUAAUUCGAGACAUCUCAAACGGAUUUACAAGGCUAAUCGUGUUCCUAGAUUUCGCGGAACACUGCCCGCUUAGCUUCCUUGACGAUCUUGAGUCCAUGUAUGCGGACCCAGAGGACGUGUUGGAGGACCUAUGGGUCCAAAAGGGGUCUUUAUAUCUCCUAUUCAAGAGCACGGCAUUCGCAAGCAAGUUCUACAAAGAUUUCGUCUGGGAGAGAGAGCAAGCCGAACCCGGUUCGUACGAUAACGGAUCAUACCGAUUUGCCCAGGAUCCAUGUAGCCAACCUCUACGCGGUCUGCAGAAGCCUUUCCGACCGGCGAGGUACCCAAAUCAAAGCUGGCUACAGAAAUGGAUAGAAAGGAGAUGUCAGUCAACUACCUCCCUAAACGUCCAAUAUCAUGGCGUCAAUAGCGUGCAAGUCACAUCUCGCGGCGACGGAGAUGAUGAUAGAGAAAUUAUGGAAUACGAAGUCCCUAUCCCAGCUGAGGAAUUAGAUGAACCGAGCCCACAGCCCACGAGCCUACUAGACUCGCCCAUCGACGAGAUCACGUACGAGAAGUUCCCUGCCAUGACCGAAUACCAGACCGAAUUCGCGCUUAUCGACUUCUCUACGGACGAGGAUGAAGACGAAAAGGACAUUCCGAAAUCCAAACUCCCUCAGGAUGACCCGGCUUACUUCGACUCGCUGAGCCGCGACAGCUUCGAUAUGGUCAGCGUAUCCGAAGUUGGUCACUCAUUCUCCAAAGAAUAAAUGCGAGAUCGAUAUUCCGGCUCCGGUGUCUUCUAGUUUUAGACUAGGCGGAUAACUAGAGGGACUUAUCGACGUAUUAAGUUCACAUUCCCUGGUCUAGCGACAGAAUGUUGC
Molecule: messenger RNA, 2113 nt
Organism: Daldinia caldariorum
Lineage: Eukaryota; Fungi; Ascomycota; Sordariomycetes; Xylariales; Hypoxylaceae
Exons: 2
Coding region: 254-1999 (581 amino acids)
Source: RefSeq, a predicted model, not a curated record